Cucurbitaria berberidis CBS 394.84 is the source of this 4446-nucleotide messenger RNA. Its product is annotated as P-loop containing nucleoside triphosphate hydrolase protein. The record is from RefSeq and is a predicted model, not a curated record. Lineage: Eukaryota; Fungi; Ascomycota; Dothideomycetes; Pleosporales; Cucurbitariaceae. The transcript is spliced from 3 exons. The coding region runs from base 1 to 4446 and encodes 1481 amino acids. Gene Ontology annotation, cellular component: intracellular anatomical structure. Gene Ontology annotation, molecular function: ATP binding; RNA binding.
AUGGCGAAAAAGAAGAAGCCCGCUGGAAAUCCCGCUCGAGGCUUCGCAACAACAUCAGUUGCGAGCAAGCCAAAGCAAGAGAAGGCUGCUGCUGACGCCACAGCGAAGGAGGUUGCGCAGACGCCCUCAAAGGAAAACGCAGCCGCGCCCCAACUGGACACCUGCAAUCAAGCGUCCCAAGACGUCGAAGGUCCGAAGCAGGAGGUCGUCCAAACUCCGGAAGAGUUCGAGGCCCAGCUAGAGCGAGAUGAGCUCCAAUUGCUAGUCGAGAAGCACGCGCCCAAAGUCCGACGGGAAGCUAAUCGGCAUGUCUCAAAAUUCCAGACAGACCGUAGAGUCCUCCGUGGGCAGUCUCAUUCCAUGACUGUUCACGAUUGGCUCCCGGGCGAAAUCCUGGAUAGCAUUGUCUCUCUGGCCCAGGCUGAGUCCAAUGACUCGAACAGAAGGCAAGGGCAGCAAUCUUUGCUCAAGACGCUAACAGAGGAAGAUGCCUUGUGCAAGCUCUGGGCGCUCGAUCUAACCUUGCGUGAUCUUGGCUUUUCACACGACCACAUUCAGCCAGUCUUGAGAUGGCUAUGUGCUAAUGCUGCUAGCAUUGACACGUCAGCAAACAUCUGGGGAUUACAAGAAGCGCUGGAGUGGCUGGCUUUGGAUCAAUGCAAAGGGCACUCAUUCUCAUACGAAGAGGCUAAUACUAAGCGUUCUGCAAUCGAUACUCCUGAUGCGUCUCGCCCCGUUACCCCUGUCCCGGAUACGUCAAUCAACGAGGCCCUGACUCAAGAAAUGAAAGACCCCAAGGCAUCUAAAACUCCAACAUCACUAGUGCACACCCCUAGCAUUCCGACACCUGUCGAUUCAGAGAGCGGCGAUGUCUAUGUCAGUGACCUUGACAGUGAUCUCGAGCUCGAUGAUCUUGUACCAGCGUACUUGAGAAUCAAAGGUAAAUUGUUCGAGAUUGACCCGCAGCUCGUUGACGCAAAUUCGCGUAAGCAGACCAGGGGUGCUAAAUCGAGAAAGCCGGCCUCGAUGCCGAAUCAGAGUCUAGCGGUUCGCAAACUACUCUCUCAACUACAGCAGCUCACAUCAGAUGCUCUGUUUGAUGAGUACGAGGCUGAGGAGCAGUGGCCUGCGAAGCGUAACCAGAUUGCUCAAGUCCAAGCUGCAAAAAGACUGGAAAAAGAAUCACCGCCUACUGCUAAUAAGAAGCAACACGGAAACGUCCCUGAGAUACCUAUUGUGUUGACUGAAAAAGAGCCAAUACUAGCCGUAAACACAGCCGAUGUUGACGGUAGUGAAGAUGAUACUGAUCUGCUAGGGGCUAUGUUCUCUGCAAUUCCUGAUCAGCCAGUAACGAAGCAACCCGCGCUUGAUGAUAUCAACGCUGAAAAUGUUGUGCUACGGGACUUUGGCAAAGUUAGCGGCGUAACUCCACGAAAAGUGUUGGAGGAGGCGGUGCGUUCCAGGGAUCCAAACGCGCGCUUGACGUAUCAGAUGGUAUCGCCUACAGCGUAUUCGUGUCGACACUCAUUGACUAUCACAUGGUCCAAAGAUCAUGAUGUGGAGUACGACGAGGAUAUCAUCGGAGUCACAUGUUCAGUGCGUAACAGGCAGGCUAAAUAUGUGGCGACUACUACUGCCACCAUCUCAAUUGAUCAGAGCGAGAAUUACGUUUCUACAGCCGCCCUCUUUUCAAUCUCCGCCACCUCGACAAAAGAGGAAAAGGUGUAUUUAAGGCUCCCUUCGAACUGGAGAGAACUCUACAGAGAGUUCCUGGAGCAUCGUAGGACACGUUUAGACGCAGCGGAUCGAGAAGCCAUCAAGCACUACCGCUCAAUUAUCCAGGAUCAAAUCGAGACCGAAGAGUCGGAUGGCGUUGUGCUCACAAGUCGGUUCAAGAUGCGCAAUCAGGUAGCCACGAGUUCCAGCGCGUCGAAUUCAGGAUACAGCACACCAGUGCGGCAGGUUGACGGCCUUAGAGAACUGUGGGCGCAGAAGGCCUCGACCCCAGCGUAUCAGCAUAUGCUUGCUGGCCGAGCAAAUCUUCCGGUCUUUGGUUUCCGUGAAUCUAUCUUGUCGACUGUGGACAAGAACCAGGUCACAAUCAUUUGCGGGGAGACCGGCUGCGGAAAGAGUACGCAGAUACCGUCCUUCAUUCUUGAACAUGAACUCUUGCAAGGCAAAACCUGCAAAGUCUUCUGUACCGAGCCGAGACGUAUUUCGGCUAUCUCACUUGCUCAGCGUGUUAGCGAAGAGAUGGGCGAGGGCCCCAAGGACCUUGGAACACCACGUUCGCUGGUCGGUUAUGCUAUCAGGUUGGAGUCCAAGACAUCUUCUCAGACCCGACUUGUAUAUGCGACCGUGGGUGUGGUCUUGCGCAUGCUGGAGUCAUCUGGGGGCCUACAAGAAGUCACGCACCUCGUUAUUGAUGAAGUCCAUGAACGAUCGAUUGACACUGACUUUUUGUUAAUCAUCCUCCGCUCGUUGAUGGCAAGACGCCCGGAGUUGAAGGUCAUACUCAUGAGUGCGACGGUAGAUGCCGCGCGCUUUUCGAGAUAUCUGAACAACGCACCAAUUCUAACAGUGCCUGGUCGUACCUUCCCAGUCCAGACUCGAUAUCUAGAAGACGCAAUUGAGUUGACACACUAUGCUGGAGCACCGGGGACGUCCAAAAACGCCAAUACCAGCGACAAUGACGAUGACGACGAGAUCACGACAGACAAGUCGGGUAUACCCACAAAGCUCCCCGGUUACAGCCCUGCAACCCGAGAAGCGCUUUCCCAGUACAAUGAGUACGCCAUUGAUUACGAUCUCGUACUCCGUCUAAUCGAGUCUGUGGCAUUUGAUCCGCAGCUGAGCCGCUUCAGUCAUGCGGUUCUGGUGUUCUUGCCUGGUAUUGCCGAGAUCCGCCAGCUAAACGACAUUCUCGUAAGCCAUCCGUCGUUUGACGCAAACUGGUUCAUUUACCCACUUCAUUCUACAAUCUCGAGCGAGGACCAGCAGGCCGCGUUCCUCAUUCCGCCGCCUGGGGUACGCAAGAUCGUGCUUGCUACGAACAUUGCUGAAACCGGUGUAACGAUUCCUGACAUCACUUGUGUCAUCGACACUGGCAAGCACAAGGAGAUGCGGUUCGAUGAGCGUAGACAGCUUUCUCGCCUAACACAGUCGUUCAUCUCCAGGGCGAAUGCGAAGCAACGACGAGGUCGUGCGGGCCGUGUUCAAGAAGGGCUGUGUUUCCAUCUGUUCACUAGAUACCGCCAUGACAACAUCAUGGCCGAACAGCAGACUCCGGAGAUGCUUCGACUAUCUCUUCAAGACCUCGUCAUGCGCACAAAGAUAUGCAAAUUGGGCGACAUUGAAGCAACUCUUGCUCAAGCGCUCGAUCCUCCGUCGUCUAGGAACAUACGCCGCGCCAUCGACGCGCUCAUUGAAGUCGACGCACUUACCCCAGGCGAAGAUCUCACGCCGCUUGGACGUCAAAUUGCGAAACUGCCUCUGGAUGCGCACCUUGGCAAACUCGUGCUUCUUGCCAGCACGUUCGCUUGUCUCGAUGUUGCCAUCACCAUAGCCGCAAUACUCUCCUCCAAAUCCCCCUUUGUGACCCCGUUUGGAGCCAAACAGCGUGCUGACAUAGCACGUCUUGCGUUCAAAAAGGGCGAUUCCGAUCUUCUUACUACGUACAACGCGUACAAGACCUGGAGAGGGAUCUGUACCACACCUGGGCGAUCCGAAAUGCAAUUCUGUCACAAGAACUUUUUGAGUCCGCAGAAUCUAGGUAAUAUCGAAGACCUCAAGGCGCAGCUUCUGUCAUCGCUUGUUGAAGCAGGCUUUGUACAGCUCUCGCUGGAGGAGCGCCGUGCCCUCGGUCGCUACCGCAGCACUACACGUCACCGUACGUUCGUCGAAGUGCCAACGCAGUACGACAUACACACCGAUAACGACAUUCUCGUCAAUUCUGUAAUCGCUACUGCGUUCUACCCGAAAAUCCUCACCAGGGAGGGCAAAGGCUGGCGCAACAUUUCCAACAAUCAAACUGUUAGCCUAGCCCCGACUUCGGUGAACAAAGGCUCAUCAACUGCCAAGUUCUUGUCCUACUAUCACAUCAUGCAAUCUAGCAACAAGUUUUAUAAUGCGCACUCGACAUCCCUGGCUCAUCCGCUACCGAUGGUACUCAUGGUGGCGGCGGACAUGGACUUCAAGCUACAUGCUGGUGUGAUCAGCCUGCCGGGUAACGUGCUGCGCUUCGCCGUGAGGGACUGGAGGGCUGCUGUUGCAUUAAAGGUGUUGCGACGUCGGGUGAAAGAGAUCUUGGCGAACAGUUGGAAGAACCCAGCACGGCAGCUGAGCGAGCGUGAAAAGGAGUGGCUAGCAUUGUUCUAUAGGGUCUUCGAGGAGAGGUUUGAAAAAGACGAGCGAAUCAGGGAACGGGCUGGCGGAAAAGGCAAGUGA